UACAUAUGUUUGGAGAGCACGGUAGGCCAUCUUGCCAGAUCAUACCUACCUAGAGUUACCUCGCGCUACGCCACGUUCAGCCCAAUGGCUUUUCUAACCUCCCCGACCUCCUUCCGAAGUAAUGAACUUCUCUCCUCACCUCACCACCUCAUGGCAUAUUCUACCUCCUUUUCGAACGGUUCGAUACCGCUCGAUUUCUCGACAAUGGGCAAGGGCCAAGCACCCCAUUCAUCGCAUCCAGCACUAGGGCAUCUCAUAUUACUCGUCUUCGAAGCUGUGCUCGAGGUCGUUUGCGUGGCUCUCCCGGGUUACAUUAUCGCGCGAUAUGGUAUGUUCGACGCGGAGAUGCAAAAGUUUGUUGCGAACCUUAACGUUUCGUUGUUCACGCCCUGUCUGAUUUUCACGAAGCUAGCCAGUCAACUCACUCUGGCGAAAAUCGCUGAACUGGCUGUUAUUCCUGUCAUUUUCGUGGCCAUGACUCUGAUAUCCUACUGCUGCGCCCUUUUGGUCUCCAAGAUUUUUGGGUUCAAGAAGAGGGCGAGAAAUUUCGUUAUCGCCAUGGGUGUUUUCGGGAACUCUAACUCGCUUCCUAUUUCCCUCGUUAUUUCGCUAUCCAUGACAGUUUCUGGUUUGCACUGGGACAAAAUUCCAGGCGACAACAACGAGGAAGUUGCUGCCCGUGGUAUCCUGUACUUGCUCAUCUUCCAACAGCUGGGUCAACUCGUUCGCUGGUCGUGGGGCUACCAUGUUUUGCUCGCUCCUCCUCCCGUGGACCAACCCAACGGAAACGGCCAAGCGGUGAGAUAUCGUGAUGAUCCUUCGGGCGAGGACGAUGGCGAUAUUGAGGCUCGGGGCCCUAGGGUGGAUCCCUUCAUUUCGCCCCAGUUUGAGAACAGUUACGUUGGCCUUCACAAGCAAACCUCCGAAGAUGACGCCCUUAUGGCCUUUGACGAAAGUCGUCGUCAUGUAAAAAUAGCUAACGGUGCUGGAGGCUCUGGUAGCUUGACCCCCGGGUCUGCCUACGUCAGCACUGCUGUCUCCGCCCAAUCUACAAGACCCUCAUCUCCCAGUGGCAGUGCAACCCCCGUACCUCCGGUUCAGGGCAAUUCUGGGACAUAUCUCGCUCGCUCUCCUGAUGCCACUGGGCCACAUUCCCGUGUUACGAUCCCACGUUGGCUCUCGCCCAGGGGGUCUUCCGUCUUUGCGCAAGUCUAUAAAGGUGUCAAGACUGGAAUUAACACAUUCUUUAGGGCACUGUGGUCGUUCAUGAACCCCCCAUUGUGGGCUAUGUUUGUGGCCGUGGUUAUUGCAUCGAUACCUCAGCUUCAGAGGGCCUUUUUCACCCCCGGAACCUUUAUCCAGAACUCGGUGACUCGUGCCGUCAGCCAAACGGGUAACGUAGCGGUUCCCUUGAUUCUGGUUGUUCUUGGUGCCAAUCUCGCGGGGAAUACCCAUCCUAAGGUAAAUUCUUCUGACAAGCGACACGAAACUAAGAUAUUGGUUGCGGCGUUGAUCUCCAGAAUGGUGUUGCCAUUCAUCUUUGUGGCUCCUCUGCUGGCUGUUGCGGCCAAAUUCCUCAAUGUUUCCAUCCUGGAUGACCCGAUCUUUGUCAUUGUGUGCUUCUUAUUGGCGGGUGCGCCCAGUGCCCUACAGCUUGCCCAGAUUUGUCAACUCAAUGGAGUUUACGAAUCAGUGAUGGCUAAGAUCCUGUUCUGGAGCUAUGUGGUUGUCAUUUUGCCAAGUACUUUGAUACAGGUCAUUACCGCUAUCGAAGUAGUUGAAUGGGCUAUGUAAACUUUCCUUCGGACUGCAGGAGGGGCGUUUAGGGUGCUAUCAUUCUCCCUGCGGUACGUUUAAAAAAAGUGGGAGUGAAUAAAAGAAGCGGUUUAGUUCCAUCAUAAGCUUUAUUGCAUCCAUCCAUCUCUAUUAUUCUCUUUACUUUUUUUUCUUUUCUUUUCACCCUUUCCGCUUCGCCGUGUUAUCACAAACCAUCUGAGCUAUAGCUGUCGGGAUUUCGGAUUGCGUUGGGGUUCGCCCAAUCUGGGUCUUUUUGUAUUUCUUACAUUCUGGGUUGAACUAUAUACAUGGUUUGGGCGGGAGCUUUUGCUUUUAUGUCUAGUUUUUUAUUUCUCUUUUUCUCAUUUGUAGAAAAUCCGGAUUUCCAUAUCUCGGGGGUAAGCAUGUGGGGUGGCUGUGGGCUAGAUUGUACAUUGACAGACAUCGAUAAUCAGGGGCAUUCAGCCCCGGGGUUGAAAAAUGGUUUUUUGCAAGUGUUUCGAGCUGAAGAGCUUUGGUGUGUGUAAGGCUGCAAGCACACAAAUGAGGCAGACCCGCUCGAAAAUUGGCACCUGAAAAACUCUUUUUCGACCUGGGGGCUAAAUACCUCCAAUAUAUCGCAGACACCAUUCGGGUGCUGCGCUGUACAGUACUUGUACAGUACUGCAUUGAAUUGUUGAUUCUAAAUUUCUAAAA
Molecule: messenger RNA, 2472 nt
Organism: Tuber melanosporum (Perigord truffle)
Lineage: Eukaryota; Fungi; Ascomycota; Pezizomycetes; Pezizales; Tuberaceae
Exons: 3
Coding region: 85-1794 (569 amino acids)
Biological process (GO): transmembrane transport
Cellular component (GO): membrane; endoplasmic reticulum
Source: RefSeq, a predicted model, not a curated record